GUCAACCUCUAGUCAAACGGUGGUCUUGGGAAGUUGGUAAGAAACGUCAAUAAAUAAAUAAAUGGAAAUCCAGCCAAGGUUUCGUCAUGCAUUGGAGGAGUCAGAAAUGCAAGUACAAUUGUCACAUGAAACUUGAAAACUGCACCAUUCCUUCACUACUUUAACACCCUCACUGCUUCACUCUCUUUCCAUCCAACAAAUUCCAAACUCCAAAGAAACCAACCAAAGAAAGAUGCCUCUCGGAACCCUUGAAGUCCUUCUUGUUGAAGCUAAAGGCCUCAAGAACAAAGAUUUUCUCUUUAAUAAGAUGGAUCCCUAUGUUAUUUUCACUGUGAAGACCCAAGAGAAGAAAAGCACCGUGGCUAAAGGGAAAGGAUGUGACCCCGAAUGGAAUGAAAGUUUUUUGUUCACAGUUACGGAUGAUGUUUCUGAGCUUCGUUUGAAAAUAAUGGACAAAGAUACCUUUACCAAGGAUGACUUUGUUGGCGAAGCAAUCGUUCCUUUGGAGCCAUUGUUCGCUGAUGGAAGGCUUCCUCCGACUGCCUACAAUGUUGUCAACAAGGACCAGGAAUAUCGCGGGGAGAUCAUAAUUGGAAUUACUUUCACUCCUGAAGAAGCAGCUUCUAGAAGAUAUGAUGAGGAGAACUAUGGUGGAUGGAAAGAAUUAUCUUUCUAGGAAUGACCUGGUGAUUUAAAAUGCAAUGUAUGAUGCUCAUUUAGCUGAUAGGUGUUCAAAUAAAGAGCAUUAGUCAUGUUGAGGUUCCCUUUUGGUGUACUGUUUUUGCGUUUAGACUGAUAUCUAUGUGCUUCAA
Messenger RNA from Malus domestica (apple), 812 nucleotides. RefSeq names its product 16 kDa phloem protein 2-like. The record is from RefSeq and is a predicted model, not a curated record. NCBI's taxonomy places the organism in Eukaryota, Viridiplantae, Streptophyta, Magnoliopsida, Rosales, Rosaceae.